Hippocampus comes (tiger tail seahorse) is the source of this 1554-nucleotide messenger RNA. It is a transcript of the gene slc35e4, whose product is annotated as solute carrier family 35 member E4. Lineage: Eukaryota; Metazoa; Chordata; Actinopteri; Syngnathiformes; Syngnathidae. The record is from RefSeq and is a predicted model, not a curated record. The coding region runs from base 300 to 1394 and encodes 364 amino acids. The transcript has 3 exons.
CGCAGUGCAGUUGACGUUUUUCAAGACCGCCUUGAUGCGGUGAGGUUGCGAUGUUGACAAGCCGACACUCUACUUUCAAUGAGCUCGCCGAAGGACAAACCAAUGAGCGGCGAAUCUUGUAUGAUUUGAGGGAAAUGCGCCGCAACGUGAACGGAGCGCAGUCGACGUCACGAAAGUGAAAGGCUAACAUGCUUUUGAUAGACUGCUAGCUACCCACGAACGAACGUUAGCAUGACAACACGACCGAGGGGAGACCGGCUCUUUGAAAAGGUCAAAUAAGUGAGCACGAUGAUCGCAUCAUGAUCCACGCUGAUGGCUUCUCCAAGUACGAUGCGAGCGCGCAACCGGGAGGCAAUAGGAGACCCCCAGCAGAGAUGUUGCAUCUGCUCUCUGCAAUCAUUGUUUGGCUUGUGACCGGCACCACCAUCUCCAGCCUCAACAAAUGGAUCUUUGCCGUGUACAACUUCAGGUACCCCCUGCUGUUGUCCGCUCUGCACAUGCUGACAGCCAUCGUGGUGGACUACGGCUUGAUGAAACUGCGAGUGAUCAGCCACACAGGGGCGGUGGAGCAAGAGUUGACCCCUGGGGCUAAGUGUAAAGUCUUCUUGCUGAGUCUUACGUUUUGCGCCAGCAUCGCCUUCGGCAACAUGGGUCUGAACUAUGUGCAACUGUCCUUCGCUCAAAUGAUCUACACCACCACUCCACUCUUCACUCUGGCGAUCUCCACGCUGAUCCUGGGCAAGCAGCAUCACAUCCUCAAGUACACGGCCAUGAUGCCCAUCUGCCUGGGGGCCUCUUUUAGUAUCAUGGGGGAGGUCCAGUAUGACCAGACGGGCUGCUUGUUUGUCAUCGCCGCCACCAUGUUUAGGGGCGUCAAGUCCAUUCAACAGAGCAUUCUCCUCCAGGAGGAGAAGAUCAACUCGGUGUUCCUGCUUUACCUGAUGUCCAUCCCCAGCUUCCUCAUCCUGGCCGUGGCAGCGCUGGCGCUGGAGAACUGGGCCCUACUGGAGUCGCCGCUGCACUACGACCGGCGCCUGUGGGUCUUUAUCCUGCUCAGCUGCCUCGGUUCGGUCUUGUACAACCUGGCCAGCAGCUGCGUCAUCACGCUCACGUCGGCCGUCACCCUCCACAUCCUGGGCAACCUGAGCGUGGUGGGCAACCUCCUGCUCUCCCAGCUGCUCUUCGGCAACGAGCUGUCCUCGCUGAGCUGCGCUGGCAUCGCCCUCACUCUGUCGGGCAUGCUCAUCUAUCAGAACUCCGAGUUCAUCGUCAGCUACAUGGACACGCGCAGAGUCAAAAUGGCGGAUUCACCAGGUGAGAACAACACGGAUGCCACCGACAUGAGGUAUCGCCGGCAAAGAACAGAGCAGGAUAAAGAGCACAAGACAGACUGAACUGCAGGGAGUUCUGGUUGAAGUGGAACUCGAGUCAAUAAAAAAAAUAUUGACAAAAAUAUGUUCCAUGCACCUCACUAGUCUCAACUCGGCAUUCUGAUUAAACUUGCUAGUGCAAUAUGGAUAGAGCAGCAAAAUCCACCUGUUUUUUUUUCUUUUU